Molecule: messenger RNA, 3303 nt
Organism: Phlebotomus argentipes
Lineage: Eukaryota; Metazoa; Arthropoda; Insecta; Diptera; Psychodidae
Gene: Toll-9
Product: toll-like receptor 2
Exons: 5
Coding region: 334-3303 (989 amino acids)
Biological process (GO): toll-like receptor signaling pathway; immune response; inflammatory response
Cellular component (GO): membrane
Molecular function (GO): protein binding; transmembrane signaling receptor activity
Source: RefSeq, a predicted model, not a curated record
GCACGAUGUGAAUGCGCUGCAAUGCAGGGGUGAAGACACAAUAUCAAGUAGCAUUGUGAGUGGCACGGUGAAACAAUAAAAUUAAUUAUUCGCUCUUAUCAGAGUGGUGAUAAGGAAAUCGAUAAUUUUGGUGAAAAUAGCUCGAUAGCGACGUGUUAACUCACUGCGAGUCAGUCAAUAGGCAUGUAUAUUGCGAAAAACAUCACCCAAGAAGGAGUUACCAGUGAGAAAUCCCCGUGAAAAUGUGCAAAUGAGUCCUAACCUCAAUAAGUGAUUCCCUCCUUUUUCGGAGUGCGUGCGUGUGUGUGCAGGAAAAACAGCCCGGAAAUCAGGAUGAGCUCCGCAAUGAGAGACAUUGUCAUAUUUGUGAUCUUCCUGGCCACUCUAGUGAGAUUAAUUGAGUGUCCGGACACAGUGAGACGAAGGCAGAGGGACACUGGUCAGAAAGUGAUCCCGGAAGCGCCUCCAGAGUGGCCAGGAGGGCGUCACGGUGGGGUUUUGGCAAGUGCGAGCAACCAAGGCCAGCGUUAUCGCACCAGCAGCCACAAUUUAGAUAGCAAAAGACCGACAAACUCUAUCCCGGACAGAUUAGUUGAUGAAUUAUUGGCCACUGGUGACAAUUCCGCACAAACAAUUGAUCAUUUUGCGUUUCUGGCCAGUGGGGAGGGGGAGCCGGCAGUGCCGGGGGAGGAUUCGGACGAAGAAGAGACGGAAAGCUCCCAGGAAGCGCCUCAGAUUGAGGACUAUCAGGAGUCAGGAGAGGAAUAUGGCGACGGGAGUGCGCGUCCUGAUUGUAUUCUGGGUCCUGCGGAGAUUUACCUGUCCUGGUGGCUGAAGACAGACGGAAGCUUGAGAACGAGCGACUCUAGGAGACCAGAGAAUUCUCUCUUCCUGGACUUGUCUGCCAUGAGGCUCAGCGAGUCGAAGAUCUACGAGAAGAUCCGCAACAGACUUCAGGAGCGCCAGAUAAACAGCAUCCCCAUCGUUUUCCUCUCCGUGGCGAAGAAUGGACUGACGAGAAUCCCUUUCGACUCCUUGCAACUGGUCAAAGGGAGUCUCGAGUACCUCUCGCUGACCGGAAACACCCUGAAGAGUCUCGAGACUGCGCUAAACUUGCUUGUGGUCAAUUCCACCCAUCCGACCGUCUUCCCGAGGCUGGAGAAACUCAAGGAACUGGACGUGCGCGGAUGCGCCAUCGAGACGAUCGUCAGCGGCGCCUUCGAGGGACUGAUGAAGCUGGAGAAGCUGUAUCUCUCCCACAAUCGCAUCACUGAGCUCACGGCGGACACUUUCGCCCAUCUGCCGGUUCUCAUGCACCUGGACGUGUCCUUCAACACUCCCGAGCUCUGGCAGACGCCCGAUCACAUGACGGCGGCCCUAGAGAAGGCCAUCGGCGGUGUGCGCCUGGCGCUGGACACCUUUGCUGGUUUGGAGCAGCUCAACUUCCUGGAUUUCUCACACACGCGCGUGGAAGCGGCGAGCACGCACGCCUUCAGCCAGCUGCCCAGGCACGUGCAGCAGCUCAGCCUGUGUCACACGGGCGUGCAGAUCAUCGGCUACGGCAUGUUCAACGGCAUCAAUCUACAGGUGCUGGACAUCUCCGGCAAUCCUGCGCUCACGCACAACAUGCGCGCCAACACGUUCGAAGGUCUGGAGGACAAGCUGGAGAUCCUCUCCUUCCAGGAGUCCAACGUCAAGCAUCUGUCGUGGCUGCAGCACUUGCGCAAGCUACGCAUGCUGAUGCUGCGCGGCAACAACAUCAACCAGCUCAGCAACACGACGUUCCUCAACACGCCGCAACUGGAGAUCCUGGACUUGAGCAGCAAUCACAUCGGCAACUGGUAUCAGAAGGUCUUCGAGCACAACCGACUGCUGCGAAUACUUAAUCUGCGGGAGAACAACAUCAAUAUGAUGACGUCGCAGAUGCUGGACGACUUCGAGCGACUGGAGUUCCUGGGCAUCGGCAAGAACGACUUCAUCUGCAGCUGCAUCCUCAGGGAGUUCAUCGAUAUGGCGGCCAACAACAACCGCCCCAUCAACUGCACGUUCUACGUGAAUCCCAUGCCAGACAUCAACGACUUUCUCAUCCAGGAGGUCAUCCAGCAUUACCAUGACAACAUCGACGAGAAGAGGACCAGGAGAGCAGUGAACGCCAGGAGUCAGGACAAGGGAAGCGCCAUUCACGAGGCCACGCUGUCCAUCUACGAUCUGCCCUCGCGCAUGUACUACCAGUACGUGAAGUCCAUCAACAGUAGCUACGCGAACAUGAUCCUGGCCAAGAGGAAGUACGAUCUGUUGUACAUUUCCCAGGCGGAGUUCGAGCGCCUGGGCGCGGAGACGCAAGAAAACGGCUUCCGGGCGGUGGAGCUGAAGGAUGACGAGAACUGCACGAGUCAGAAGCCGCCGUCCGUCUAUCGCCGCUGUCCGCAACGCUUCCAGCCGCGCACCACCACGGAGAUCAUCUUUUCCUUCCAGUUGCUGGACUUCCAGGAGAACGACUAUCGCUGUAUCAACAGCAGCACGAAUCGCGAGCACUUCUUCUCGGAGAUCGAGAGCUGCUUGUCGGACAGAUCCAACUGGCCGAGCCUAGUGGACAGCCUGCGGCAGGCCAAUAAUUCCCUGGUCACAAUCCUGAUCGUGGCCUUCGUGCUGCUGACGGUGUUUUGCUUCGGUUAUUACAAAUGGUGGUACAUUCGCUACUUCCUCAUCAUCAUCAAGAAUGCCACGAUCCUCAGCUUCCUAGACAAAGAGAAGGAGAAGGUGCGCCAAGGCGCGGCUGAGGACGCCUUCACCUAUGACGUCUUUGUCAGCUUCUGCGACGAGAAUCGCGCGUGGGUCCUCGAGGAGUUGCUGCCCAAUAUCGAGUCCAGGCGCGAGAUCAGCGUCUGCAUGCACGAGCGCGACUUCCAGGUGGGCGUGAGUAUUCUCGAGAACAUCAUCUCCUGCAUGGAUCGCUCGCGCUGCCUCCUGCUCGUCAUCAGCCAGAGCUUCCUGCUCAGUCAGUGGUGCCAAUUCGAGAUGCACCUCGCGCAGCACAGACUCCUGGAGACGUGUCGAGAGCAACUGGUGCUCAUCCUGCUGGAGGACGUGCCCAAGCGGAAGCGCCCCAAGACGCUACAGUUCCUCAUGCGUACCAAAACCUACAUUCGUUGGCCGGUGCCCAGCAAGCGACGCCGGAAACGCCCGGAGGCCGACGAGAGCGCGCCCGACAAAUCGCUGCAGGAGGAGCGCAAGCUCUUCUGGAAGCGCCUGAGGCGCGCUCUCAUCACGCACGAGUGGGAGGGCGACUCUUCCACCGUCUAG